Bombus huntii is the source of this 1895-nucleotide messenger RNA. RefSeq names its product presenilins-associated rhomboid-like protein, mitochondrial (gene rho-7). Gene Ontology annotation, molecular function: serine-type endopeptidase activity. The coding region runs from base 150 to 1181 and encodes 343 amino acids. The transcript is spliced from 9 exons. Gene Ontology annotation, cellular component: membrane. The record is from RefSeq and is a predicted model, not a curated record. Lineage: Eukaryota; Metazoa; Arthropoda; Insecta; Hymenoptera; Apidae.
UGCAUGGAAAUGCAUACUUGUGAUACUGGCAUUAAAGUUUUCAGUGUAAAAUUUUCACGUAUGUAUUUAAUAACAUAAUCAUUACAUGUUAAACAAUAAAUAAAACGAUUGCAGUUACCUGGUUGACGAUAUUUUUCUACUGUUUUUGGAUGGCCUACAAUAUGGCUCUUAGGUCAUUUUUACAUAUAGGUGAUAGUACAUAUAAAUGUGUUUUUACUACAAUAAAGUUUAAACCUAAAUUAUAUGUAGUUGAAGGAUAUAAACAAAUUAGAAAUUUUCAUAAGUUCAGAGGUAAAACAAAACUAUCACAAUCAUCAAAUUCACUACCAGAAGAGUUCCUUAAAAAGCAAUCAGGAUAUUUUCCCAAUUUAUGGAAACCAUUUACCUUUACUAUCAUAUUUAGUGCAACAACAUUUAUUGCGGCUGCCAUUUGGGAAUAUGAACGUGUCAGAGAUAAAACCUAUAGGAUAAUCAGAAGUUACAAACAAUGGGGAAUACAUCGAACAGGAUGGAGACAUACAAUGGAGAAUUGGUGGAAAAACUUAUCAGAAGGAGAAAGAAUAUUUAUUCCUAUAUGUUUCUUAAAUGUGUUGGUAUUUUUGUCAUGGCAUAUACCAGCAUUUCGAUUGACAAUGUAUCGAUAUUUUUCAUGCACUCCUACUACUAGUAGAUGUUGGCCAAUGUUGUUUGUAACAUUUUCGCAUUGUUCCCUUCUUCAUUUAAUUGUCAACAUGUAUGUAUUAUAUGGUUUCUCUAAAAUUGCUGUGGCUCAACUGGGUAGAGAACAAUUUUUGGCACUUUAUUUAAUUAGUGGAGUAGUAUCUAGUUUUUCAAGUUAUUUAUAUAAAGCUGUCGCUGGAAUAAGAGAUCCUUCCUUGGGAGCUUCAGGAGCAAUAAUGGGUAUCUUUGGAUUUGUAUGUACUCAGUUUCCAAAUGCAUACCUAUCUAUUAUUUUUCUUCCAAUGUUCACAUUUACAGCGAGUAUGGCCAUGAAAGCUAUAAUGGGUUUGGAUACUUUGGGAUGCCUUUUGCGUUGGCAACGUUUUGAUCAUGCAGCACAUUUGGGUGGAGCAUUAUUUGGAAUAUUUUGGCAAAUGUGGGGUAGUGCCAAUAUAUGGCAAAAACGUGAACCAGUAUUAGUAAUUUGGCAUCAAGUCCGUGAACCACCUAGAUCUAAUUAAUACCUCCUUGUUAUAAAAUUGAUACUAAUACAUAUUAUAUAUUUGUAAUAUUAUGAAAAAUUUUGAAAGUUAUAAGAAGUGGAAUUAUAUAAGAAAGAAAAUGUAUUUAUUUUGUUCUUUAUAAUUUAUGAUAAAAUUAUUAAAAAUUUUAUAGUAAGGAAGAAGAUACACAAUUUGGGGUACACGGGCUUGGAAUGGUCUGGCAAAAUUCAGGUGGAGCAGGUGAGAUCUCGAUACGUGUAUUACUCAAGAUUCCGAGAGUCAUUUCGAAUCGAUUCGGUAAUAAUUAAUCAGGAACGAUACUAUCCUUUCCUAAUAAGUAAAUCUUGAUUUCUUGAACAGAUUGCAUCUGAGUUCAUGCUUACAUACAGGGUGUUCCGUUUAAGUGAGAACAAUGGGAUACCUCAUAAGGGAUUGAAGUUAUUAAAAAAAUGUUUUAACAAAAGUUUGUUUGGUUCGAAAGGGGACGUCAUAUGGUACAAAUUAUUUUUUUACGGGUCGAGUAGUGAGAAGAUUUUAAGAUCAUCAUUUUUCUAAAUAGGGUCAUAUAUUUUUUAAUAGGGAAUCACCCGAUCUCACCUGAAUUUUUUUGAUUCGUACCAAAGCUUGGGUUCCCAAGUCUCGGAACGAUUCCGCAUACACAGAACAAAAAUAAGUAAUUGUUAUAUUUUGCAUAUGCAUAAUUUAUAUAAUUAAAUAUUAUAUCUCUUUUGA